AUGAUAAAAAUCGGAAUUUGUGAUAGAAUCUAUCUAUCUAUCUAUCUAUCUAUCUAUCUAUCUAGUUCUGUUCCUAUCUAUCUAUCUAUCUAUCUAUCUAUCUAUCUAUCUAUCUAUCUAUCUAUCUAUCUAUCUAUCUAUCUAUUUGCUAUCAGAGGAGGCGCGGUAGAUAUCUAUCAAUUUGAAUCUAUUCUGCAUCUAUCUAUCUAUGUAUCUAUAUCUAUCUAUCUAUCAAGGGAUCGAUUGAUCGAUCGAUCGAUCAAUCUGAGUCUAUUUAAUAUGUUUCUUAUCUAUUCUGCAUCUAUCUAUCUAUCUAUCUAUCUAUCUAUCUAUCUAUCUAUCUAUCUAUCUAUCAAGCGAUCGAUUGAUCGAUCGAUCGAUCAAUCUGAGAAAGGGCUAAAUUUACUAUCUAUCUAUCUAUCUAUCUAUCUAUCUAUCUAUCUAUCUAUCUAUUUCGUAGCCUCUUGUACAUUUCUUUCUAUCUAUCUAUCUAUCUAUCUAUCUAUCUAUCUAUCUAUCUAUCUAUCUAUCUCGUAG
Acanthosepion pharaonis is the source of this 537-nucleotide messenger RNA. NCBI's taxonomy places the organism in Eukaryota, Metazoa, Mollusca, Cephalopoda, Sepiida, Sepiidae. The record is from the annotation of a GenBank genome assembly.